UUGAUUUUCUGUUCAAUUUUAUUAUUUUGAUUUCACUGUUUAAAUUUAAUGCAAAUUUUUCAUUUAUUAAAUAAGCAAAAUAAAAGGUUAAAAUCUCAAAAUUUAGUUCACCAAAGAAACAGUCAUUACCGCUAGUAUCGAUUGUGGUGCCCACUUUAGGAUUUUUAAAAUUCCCUCUUUAUUACACGUGAAGAGGGUUCCAUAUGUAGAAGUCCACGCAAGUGGGGAAAUUUACUGAUCGUCAUUCACAAUUCAUCUACAUAUGGUACACGCAGCUCCCAACUUCCGGGAUUAGCCCAAGUAUCUUCCGAACACGCGAACAUGAGGCAAGGCAAGAAAAACAUAGGACCUUGUGACGUCUACUACAGCUGCCAUGUAAAGGAGCGCAAAUACGGUGUCGGAUUUGUUGUGGGAGAGAGACUUCGUCGCCAAGUACUGUCGUUCACUCCGGUGGACGAGCGUCUCGCAAUAAUCCGCAUCAACGCCCGUUUUUUAACUUCUCGCUCAUUUGCUCCCACGCCCUGACGAAAAGGAACGAUGAUGCGACCAAAGAUUCCUUCUCGCCACGACAUAAAAAUCGCGCUGAUCGACUUCGCCGGGGCCCGAAACAUGAUAGUCUGCAGCACCAGAUUCCAGAAUAAGAAAAUACACCAAGCAACGUUGCUGUCUCCUUAUCGGAAAACGCAAAAUCAAAUCGAUCAUGUUGUGAAAGCUGGAAGACACGCUUCUAGUGUAUUAGAUGUAUGUACGAUCCGAGGACCCAAACUACACACAUGCUUCUGUGCAGCAAAAAGCGUACAGCUAACUAUACAAAGAAUGUUCGACAUCGAAAAGCUGCAAUCACAACAGACAGCCAGAAGAUUCGCCACUCGACUCUCACUCCUGCUCUCAGAGAGUACUGCCCAACAAAAGGGCAUGCACGAGCAAUGGAGCAUCAUUUCUCGUUCUCUACGUACCGCCGCCGAAAAAGAUAUCGGAUUCCGGCAAGCCCAAAAAAACGGUUGGUACGACGAGCAAUGUCAUGUUCCUGCCGAAAGAAAGGAUGCCGCCUAUAGAACCACGCUGCGAUCGGGCGCAACGCGAGCCAUGUUGGAUCGCUACACAGAGCUAAAAAAGGAAGAGAGACGUAUUAUCCGACAGAAGAAACGAGAGGCCGAAAUACGUGAGUGCGAGGAGCUUGAGAUGCUGGCCAAUAGGAACAACGCCCGAAAAUUCUACCAGAAAGUUCGGCGGCUUACAGAGGGUUUUCAGACCGGGACGUUUUCCUGUAAGAAAAAAGACGGCGAACUGGUGAUUGACAUCCAGAGCAAUCUUAAAUUAUGGAGGGAACACUUCUCGAACCUGUUAAACAGUGAUAGCUGCGCAUGUCACAGAGAAUGUGAAGAUCCCGAUGCCCCAAUCGUCGACGACGGAAUUGUCGUUCCGUUACUCGACCAUGACGAGGUGAGAAUAGCAAUAACGCGUCUAAAGAACAACAAGGCCUCGGGCGCCGACGAACUGCCGGUUGAGCUAUUCAAACAUGUCGGCGAGGAGCUGGUAAGGUGCAUGCAUCAACUUCUAUACAAAAUAUGGUCGGAUGAAAGCAUGCCUGCCGAUUGGAAUUUAAGCUUACGAGUAAGGUCGACGAGAUAGUUGCCUUAAUGAGUCGACACAGUAUUAAAAUAGCUGCGGUCCAAGAAGAGGUGAAAACCGAUUGGUUGUAGGUGACUUUAAUGCGCAUCACGAUCUUUGGCAUUCAAACCUGCCAAAUGAUCGUAGGGGACAGCAACUGGCAGAGCAGAUAGACGAAUCGACAUUCAGCACAGUGAACGACGACGCCCCCACCAGGGUAGUGGGCAAUUGCAGCAGCUCGCCUGACCUAACAAUUGCUAGCGCGGGUCUGAUAAAUAGCAUAACGUGGCGACCUAUGCUAUCGCUUGCAUCAGACCACUUGCCCAUUAUCGUCUCGAUUGAGAGACCUGCCGACUUCGUUUCCGCGAAUCACCGGUCCUAUUUUAACUUUAAAAAAGCUAAUUGGGCCGGCUUCACGGAAUUCACCGAGGACACCUUCGCCGCUCUUCCCAUCCCCACUGAUGUGCGCGUAGGCGAACCCGCAUUCCGCAAGGUGCUCACAGCUGCUGCGGCUCGCUUCAUUCCAGCUAGAAGUUAUAAAGACAUUCAUCCUCAUUUCCCAGCCGAAGCAGCCAGUUUAGCAAACGAGCGUGACCACCUACGCCAGGCCGAUCCCGGGGAGCCCCGCAUAAGGGAUCUCAAUUUGGAGAUCCGGCAACUGGUAAAGCAGCAUAAGCGGACUAAAUGAGUUGAGCACCUGAAGACCUGCAACCUCACCUCUGGGGUGAGUAAGCUCUGGUCCACCGUUAGGUCCCUGUCAAACCCGACGAAGCACAACGACAAGGUGGCUAUCACCUUCAACGGUUGCACUUCGUCGGACCCGAAGAGAUGCGCGAGCUAUUUUAGCCGGCUGUUCAUACUGCAUCCUCCGGGCGACAGAAUCAAACGUCGUGCUACCAGAAGGCUGCACAAACUGACGAACGACAGUGCGCCACUUACUUUCUCCGGUGAUGAGGUUCAGGGGGCCAUCGAAAGCCAUUGGCCCUGACGGCUUAAACGCGCUGAUGCUGAAGCAUCUGGGACCCCUGGGAGUAGGAUUCCUCACAAGGGUUUUCAAUCUGUCCAUGGCCACUCUCAUCAUCCCUGGCAAGUGGAAAGCAGGGAGAGUGGUCCCACUACUGAAACCUGGGAAACCCGCCAACCAAGGGGAGUCUUAUCGGCCGAUAACUCUCCUUUCCCCAGUAGUGAAGAUACUUGAAGCCCUCCUACUCCCACUCUACACGAAACACCUGGCCCCAGCCCCACAUCAGCACGGUUUCCAACGAGUACGCAGCACCACCACUGCACUCACCGCCAUAAACGCCCAGAUAAAUCGCGGGCUUAACCAAAACCGCCCCUGCGAGAGGACUGUCCUAGUACCGUUGGGCUUGAAAAAGGCUUUCGAUACAGUCAGCCAUUCCACACUACCAGAUGACAUUUAUCAGUCGACACUCCCGCCAGGGCUGAAGAGGUGGUCCGCGAACUAUUUGAGCGGUCGGCACUCGUCAGUGAUAUUUCGAGAUCAAACUUCAAAGCAGAGAAAGAUUAAGCAAGGCGUACCGCAGGGUGGUGUCCUUUCUCCCUUGCUGUUCAAUUUCUACAUCUCGAAGCUCCCCUAACCACCAGCGGGAGUUUCCCUGAUCUCAUACGCUGACGACUGCACGAUCAUGGCGUCGGGCAAUGACAUCGAUGGCCUGUGUUCCAAAGUGAACAACUACCUCACCGACCUUUCUCGCUUUUUCACUGCGAGGAAUCUACAACUUUCCCCCACCAAGUCCACGGCGACCCUCUUUACCACCUGGACAAAGGAGGUCAAGCUGUCCCUUAAGGUAAAAGUCGAUGAUACACCAAUUCCGACGGUAAAUAACCCCAAAAUUUUGGGCGAAACCUUUGACAGCUUGCUCUCCUUCUCUGCGCAUACAACCGCAAUUGCCACAAAAGUCCAAAAUCGCAACAAGGUCCUCAAAUCGCUGGCCGGCAGCACUUGGGGCAAAGACAAAGAACUGUUGCUUUCGACAUUUAAGGCAAUUGGCCGGCCGGUUCUUAACUAUGCUGCGCCUGUCUGGUCGGCUGGAACUAGUGAUUCGCAGUGGACAAAGCUACAGACUUGUCAAAAUACCGCCAUUCGGACAGCGACCGGGUGCCUCCUGAUGUCACCCAUUCAACACCUUCAUAACGAGGCACAAAUGCUCCCAGUUGUGGAGCACAACAAAUUGCUCAGCAAGCAGUUCCUGCUCGGAUGUUACCGUAGGUCUCAUCCCUGCAGACACCUGCUUGAGCCCGAGCCGCCUCCCAGGCACGUCAGGAGACACCUGCUAGACUACGCUGGCGAAAUCCAGGACAAGACUGACCGUAACCUACUGGACCGGACAGUAUUUAGACAGUCUAUAAACGACAUUCACCGGGAGACCGUUACCACCUUCUUGAACUCCCGUCCUGUGAAUGCCGUAAUCGGAGUCCAACCACCACCUAUCGCAGAUGAAGAGCUCCAGCUUCCCCGUGAGACCCGUGUAACACUGGCACAACUGCGUUCUGGAUACUGUAGCAGGUUAAACUCCUACAUAUCCAGAAUCGACCCCGACAUACCAAACACAUGUCCGGCAUGCGAAGGUACCCCGCACGACACUAACCACCUCUUCACAUGCCCCCUUAAACCGACUCAUCUAACCCCCCUCUCCCUCUGGACCCAACCUGUCGAAACAGCAUGUUUCUUGGGCCUACCCCUAGAUGAGCUAGACGAAGACGACCGAUGAUAUGCCUACACUGACAGGGCUACCUAUGCUGUUAACAACAACAACACAUUGGAAUUUAAGUGUGUUCUGCCCAAUUCAUAGGAAGGGAGAUCCUGCAAUCAGUGCCAGUUACCGCGGGAUUAGUCUUCUAAAUAUCGCCUAUAAGGUUCUAACGGACGUAUUGUGUGAAAGGCUGAAGCCCAACAUCAACCAACUGAUUGGACCUUAUCGGUGUGGCCUUAGACCUGGAAAGUCUACCAUCAACCAAAUAUUUACAAUACGCCAAAUCUUGAAAAAGACCCAUGAGGGGAGAAUCGACACACACCAUCUUUUCGUCGAAUUCAAAGCUGCCUUCUACAGUACGAAAAGUAGUUUCCUGUAUGCCGCGAUGUCUGAAUUUGGUAUCCCCAGCAAACUAAUACGGCUUUGCAAGAUGACGUUGCUCAACACCAGCAGCGCCAUAAGAAUUGGGAAGGACCUCUCCGAGCCGUUUGAUACCAAACGAGGUUCCAGACAGGGUGACUCGCUGUCGUGUGACUUCUUUAACCUCAUGUUGGAGAGGAUCGUACGAGCCGCAGGAUUUAAUCGCUUAGGCACAGUAUUUUAUAAGAGCGUACAAUUAUUGGCGUAUGCCUAUGAUAUUGACAUCAUCGGCCUUAAUAACCGCGCUGCUAGUUAGUUAGUUCUGCCUUCUCCAAACUGGAUAAUGAGGCAAAGCGAAUGGGUCUGGUGGUGAACAAGGACAAAACGAAGUACCUCCUGUGAUCAAGCAAACAGUCGGCGCACUCGCGUAUCGGCACCCACAUCACUGUGGACAGUUAUGACUUGGAGGUUGUAAAAGACUUCGUUUAUUUAGGAACCAGCAUUAACACCGAUAACAAUGUCAGCCUGGAAAUCUAACGUAGAAUCUCCCUUGCCAACAAGUGCUACUUUGGAGUAAGUAGCCAAUUGAGUAGUAAAGUCCUCUCCGACGAACAAAACUAACACUCUACAAGGCUCUCAUGAUGCCUGUCCUAACGUAUGGCGCAGAAGCGUGGACGAUGACAACAACCGAUGAAGCGACGCUUGGGGUGUUUGAGAGAAAGAUUCUGCGUAAGAUUUUUGAGGCGAAUAUCGCAGGAGAUGGAACGAUGAGCUGUAUGAGCUUUACGACGUCAUGGACAUAGCACAGCGAAUAAAGAUACAGCGGCUACGUCAUGCGGCUGGGUCAUGUCGUCCGAAUGGAUACUAACGCUCUUAUCUGUAUCUAGAUGUGCUAAUCUGUGCACAAAUGCGCUGAUGGUUUUUGCAGUCCGCUUUAAAAAUAGUAAUAUAUUAUAUCUUAAUUUGACUACAGUGAGAUUUCACAGAGUAAGAUUUCACUCAAUAUUCAGGAAACUAAUUGUUGGCGGCCGCCGUAGCCGAAUGGGUUGGUGCGUGAUUACCAUUCGGAAUUCACCGAGAGGUCGUUAGUUCGAAUCUCGGUGAAGGCAAAAUUAAUAAAAACAUUUUUCUAAUAGCGGUCGCCCCUCGGCAGGCAAUGGCAAACCUCCGAGUGUAUUUCUGCCAUGAAAAAGCUCCUCAUAAAAAUAUCUGCCGUUCGGAGUCGGCUUGAAACUGUAGGUCCCUCCAUUUGUGGAACAACAUCAAGACGCACACCACAAAUAGGAGGAGGAGCUCGGCCAAACACCUAACAGAAGUGUACGCGCCAAUUAUUUAUUUUUAUUUUUAAUUGUUUACUAUCAUGAGGGGUGAAGAUUUCACCUCAAACAUUUUAGAAAGUAUAUUUGUCCAUGUUUAAUCUAUAUAACAUUUGCAUAAAUUUGUGUUGUUUCUUUGUAUCGAUAAGAUGAAAAAAAUUAUUCAAAUAUCACGUCGACCACUUCCACGCUGAGAGGAUACUCCUCUACUAGAUCCCCCAAAACAAAAGCUUUGGAAUGGAGCUCACACCAAUAAAUGUAAUGUAAUCAAGGUUUCCAGCGUUCUCUGAAAAACGAAUGAGGAUGAUACUGAUUUUCUUGGAACGACCUCAGGACCUGAACUUUUUGAUCAAAGUGACUUAAGAGACCUCGGUAUCUCAAAAAUUUCAUCUGAGUUAUUAGCAUCAAGGUUUAAUGACAAACACUUACUUGCUCCGGGUACUAAAAUUACGAUAUAUCUAAACAGAGAAGAAGCGGUGCUGUCUUUUUUUACGAAAGAAGAUAAUCUUGUUUAUUUCACCGAUGUUAAGGGUUUGAUAUAUUAGAAAAAAAAGGGUCUGACUGAGCACAUAUCACAUGAAUGGCGCCUAUUUAUAGAUAGCUCAAAGCGCAGUUUGAAGCUGCUAACUCGGGCAACCUUACUUUUCGAUCAUUCAAAACGAUUUUGUGGAUUUUUUUGAUGUUUUCUGGUGUUAUCGCCUUAUUUGGACUGCGUUGUGCAUCAUCGGUGUCUCUACAAUCAGGUUUGAAGUCAGCAAACUAUCGUUUUAUUGUUCUUUCUAAUGGAACGGAGUCCCCAUAACACUUUUCAAGCCAUUGAUUUGCAAGAACGGUAUUUUUCCCCAUCAAGAAGCAGUGUUAAGUUAAAACACGAGAUUCUUUUUGAUCCACAGUUUUAAAAAUAACAAAAGCAACGCCACUCUUGGCACAAUAACUGACGAACUAAUGAAUAGAAUAUGAAUGAAGCUGACAGUUGUCUUUUUAAGGUUAGUACUAACUGAAAAAGAGGUGAAUGCAAUACAACUAGUAACAUCUAUGUGUUAGACACGGGACUUUUCAACCCAUGUACAUUUACUAUGAAAUUUUUACCCAUGCGAAUUUCAUGAACUUGUAAAGUCGAGCAAGAAAACUAUGGCCCUUAUUAUGAGCAACAUUCGAUCUUCGACUAUAGUCGAAAGUGCUGAUCGAACGAAUUUUCAUUUGGUAUUAUGGUGCUCAUUCGUUGAAGAAUAGGACUAUUGUGAAUUUCGAUCGUUCGACGCAUUUACAAUAGAUAAUUUUUUCUCAGCUGAUACAGCAAAUUAAAAUAAAAGAAAAACCGAUUGUGUUGAAAUUCUUUGCUAACAUUUUUAAAAGUAAAAAAAAGUAUUUUUUGUGAAAAUAAGUACAACGGAGUUGUGUUUCGACAAUUCAUCGGUCGAUGAAAGAUUAGUGGAACUAGCUAGAAGUAGAAAACAGCUGAGGGGCGCAUCCAACCCCCUAGAAAUGGCUCCCACUGAUUUUUUAAAGAACUUUAGAUUAUCUAAAGAGGCGUUUAUGAACCUACUGCCCAGUACAGAAAACCAGUUGCAGCAGUGCACCCGAGCCAAG
This is a messenger RNA of Anastrepha ludens (Mexican fruit fly), 7591 nucleotides long. RefSeq lists its product as uncharacterized. The record is from RefSeq and is a predicted model, not a curated record. Bases 538 to 1632 code for a protein of 364 amino acids. The transcript has 2 exons. NCBI's taxonomy places the organism in Eukaryota, Metazoa, Arthropoda, Insecta, Diptera, Tephritidae.